This is a messenger RNA of Amphimedon queenslandica, 2114 nucleotides long. RefSeq lists its product as uncharacterized. The transcript has 4 exons. The record is from RefSeq and is a predicted model, not a curated record. NCBI's taxonomy places the organism in Eukaryota, Metazoa, Porifera, Demospongiae, Haplosclerida, Niphatidae. The annotation marks the transcript as partial.
ACCAGAAGACGUACAACUAAUGCAUAUAAAAAGGCCACUAGCUGAAGGAGCAAUGGAUGUUGCUUAUUCACGUGUUCUCUUUCUGGGUACUGCUGGAGUGGGGAAGACAAGCUUUAAACGUUCCCUUAUGAAGUUGCCAUGGAAACCUAACACUACCAGUACUGUCGUAUCAGAUAUUAGUCAAGUUCGUCCAUUCACACGCGAGUGGCACACAUUCAAAAAUCAAUGGAGAGCUGUAUCACAUGAGGAUGAAAUCGAAGAAUUAGCUGGUUUAAUAUUGGCUGUUUACAAGAAAAAAUUUGAAGGCUCUGAUGCUACUGCAUAUGCUCAUAACAAAAGUUCCCAGUCUGUCCCAGAAGCACAUAGCAACAUUAUUCUUGAAGUUGAAAAAAUUAUAUCUGAUGCUUUGUCUUACAUUAAUGGAAAUCCCACUUCGCCACUAAAGCCACAGCCAUUUCUUCAUUUUUGGGACUGUGGUGGCCAGCCAUCUUUUAUUGAGAUUUUGCCGGUUUUUCUCACUUCUCGUACAUUAUUCUUUCUUAUUUUUGAUGCAGAAAAGGAUUUGGAGUCCAACUGGAAACCAGUUAUUAAUAUUGAAGGUGAGACGAUUGGCCAAGAAGAGGUUCCUAUGACGACACUUAAUUACAUGCUCAAUUGGAUGGCUAACAUUCAUGGUCACCUAAUGACAUAUGAUGAUGAAGGAGGUUUUUGUGCAUUUCCACGAAUGUAUUGUGUUGGUACUCACGGUGAUUGUGUAAAGGACAGAAAAUUAGAAAUAAAGAAAGAACUUGAACAGCAUUAUCAAGAUAAAGAUUUCAGUGCUUUAAUUGAAGGUACUGUAAUUGUUGAUAACACCACUUCUGGGCAAGGUGAGGCUGAAGACCCUUCUCUUCAAGCUUUAAGGGAUGCUAUUAAGAAAAACUUCGUUUUAAAAACACCUCUUAGUCGGAUUCUCUUUCGAAAAGCCAUUCAAGUUCUGAGCAAGAACAAUAAUGUCAUUAGUUUUGAAGAUGCUUGUAUAAUUGGAGCUUAUUGUAAAAUUCCUGUAAAAGAUAUGCACCAUGUUCUCAUGUUUUAUCAUGAACUGGGCGUGUUGCUGUUCUACCCUCAAAUUGAAGGCAUGAAGGAUAUGAUAAUUAUUAAUCCGAGUUAUAUUGUGGAAGCUCUUGGAAAAAUUUUUCCGUUAAGUGUAAACCCUAACAGAGGCAGGUACCACAAGGAAUGGAAGCUGUUUCAUGAGUGUGGGAUCCUUGUUCAACCACUUUAUGUAGAGCUAUGGAAAGAAUAUAAAGAUGCAUCAUCAGAAAUUUUUCUUAAAGUACUUGUUCAUUUCCGCAUUGCUGUUGAAGUUAAGACAGAUAAAUAUCCUCCUCCUUCCAAGCAAUAUUUCAUGCCUCUUGUUCUCAAGUCCACACAAGUUAACAGGAGUUCAAUGACUUUACCAUCAGAUAUCAUUCAAGCAGCACCACUUCAUAUUACCUUCAAUAGUGGAUAUGUACCUCCUGGUUUCUUCACUCGUUUUGUGGUUGUACUUGCAAGCAAAAUUGAGCUUUGUUUUGAAAAAGGUGUCUACAGAAACCAUGUUACACUCCGUUAUCAGGAUCCCAACAGCACCAGUAUUGAGCAUGUAGUAGUCACCGAUUGUACUGAUGUUAUUCAGAUCAAUGUACAACAUCAUCAUCUUGAUCACGAAUUAGUUUCCUUCACAAAAAUAUGUCAAGAUAUUCAUGGUUAUUUAGAAGGUGCAGCAAAGGAAGUUGAAGAACUAUUAAUGAAGUGUGCCAGUGGAGGUACUAAUAAUAACAAGUCAACUCGAUAUGUAUUCAAGCACAAGUUCAAGUAUGUCUGCACUAGCUGCCCAACUACAACUCUACCUCAUUACAUAAAACUUUCACCAACAAAUUUAUCUCAGGAUUCUCAAGUGUUUUGUGACAAAAGUACAGGUAGCUACCGAGCUCUUACUGAACAGGAGAAGGUUUGGUUUAAAGACACCAGUAAGUCAACACCAGCAACACAAAUGUCACCCACAUCAACAGCAAAGUCACCAAAGGGAAAUAAUCCAAUGAAAGAGGAUGUCCUGACAGGUUCUGAUGUGUCUCAAGCAAAACACCUAG